Rotaria socialis is the source of this 1014-nucleotide messenger RNA. NCBI's taxonomy places the organism in Eukaryota, Metazoa, Rotifera, Eurotatoria, Philodinida, Philodinidae. The record is from the annotation of a GenBank genome assembly.
AUGGCAGUGGUUGAGAUUCCAGUUAUCGGGCAAUUUUGGAUGUUUCUUAUAUCAAACUGUGCAUCCGUUCUUUGCUCGAUCUUUGUUCUUUAUCAUCUUCUAUUUGAUCGACAACUUCGUCAUAGUUUACAUAAUCAUGUCGUUCUCGUCCUUUUAAUCAUUAAUUUUAUCAUCGAAACUACAGAUAUUCCAUGGCUUAUCUAUUAUUUGAAGCAUGGUGUUAACUGGCUAGUUACGCCAUUCUUUUGUAAAACAUGGAAAUUACUUGAUAUCGCAUUAUAUGAGACAAUAUCAAGACUUGUUGCAUGGGCAGCAAUAGAAAGACAUAUUCUUGUUUUUCAUGAUCGUUGGUUGGCGACGAAAAGGAAAAGGUUUUUUCUACAUUAUUUACCGAUCAUUUUGAUUAUUGCCUAUAAUAUCGUUCUAAAUGUGGCGAUUAUUUAUUUUCUUUCGUGUGAUCGUCCGCUAUAUCCUUCGGUGCCAUAUUGUUAUUUCUACAGUUGUGCAUAUGAUAGUGUAGCAUUCUCUCUGUUUGAAUUGGCUACCAGUGGAAUACUGAACGCAUUUUGUAUUGCUGUCUUUAGUGCUGGUCUUCUUAUUCGCAUUGUAAGACAAAAACUGCGAGCACACCAAGAAGUGAAUUGGCGUAAACAGCGUAAAAUGACGAUUCAAUUACUUUCAAUCACACUAUUAUUCUAUAUUUUCUUUUUACCAGCUGUUAUCACCGGUAUCUUAACUAGUAUUGGGUUUUCAUCGAUUUAUAUGGAUGAAUUCGUGGUUUAUGCACAGUUUUUCUCUUUUUACAUCAAUUUUUUACUUCCUUUUGUUUGCGCAGGAACAUUACCUGAUCUUAAACUGAAAAUUGAAAAUGCAUUAAAAUUUUGGACAUGGCAUAAACGUAUUAAUGCUGUUGUACCAUUUGCAAACAGCACUUUACAACAACGUACGCGAACAAGUACCCGUAAUACUAGGAUCAGUAUAAGAGUACAACCAAAUCAGACAGUGAGAAAUUGA